CUUUUUUUCUCAGGCAGUGGCACAGGCCAAACAAAGGGGCCGCGUGGUGUCACACACACACACACACACCACCAGAGCCAUUGUGUACGCACGUCCAGACAGACUGUCUGACAGACAGACGCUGAGCACCCCUCAAGGUGACGUGUGGUGUGUAGGGCUCUACAGAAGCCCCCUCGCUGCUGACACUAUCCACCUGUACACUCACAGCGCACGCACACAUACACACACAUACAGACAGGCAGACAGACAGACAGAGAGAUGUGUUCCUCCAUGUGUGUCCCUGCGGGUGUGCACGUACCAGGAAUCAACAUUAUCUCUUUCGAUUUUGCAUUUGCUCUUGAAGCAUUUCUGUGGCGGAUUGCAGUCUUUGUCACUCUUGCAGUCUGCGUCAGGGGCUGUGGUCGUUGUUUUCUUGGCCUCUGCACACACAUACACAGGUGUGUGUGGCGUUUCCACAUGUGCGCGGAGACAUGAAUGAGCAGUGCACUCCUCAUCCAUACACACCUACGUUCGUCGUGCAGCUGCACAAAUCGGGACGACACGAUGGAUUCCACCGAUGUCCCUGAACGAUUCAGCCAACGAGCCAUGGUCAAGCACGCCUGAUGACAUGUGGGGUGCAGUGCACUGCAGCAACUCAUACACACCGCGGGAUGCUCCCUGCUCCAAAGACACACGCGGCAGCGGGGCAGCAAGAGCUUCUGUGGCGACCUCAGGGGAAGCAGCCUGGCCGUGCUCGGACCUCAGGCGGUGGAGGUUUGGUGAGGUCGCCGCCGUCAGAGUGAAGAAGACUGUGACCGAGACGGCCAAAUGGAAUGUGGCCCGGGGAGACAUUGAAUGUUACACAGGCAAUAAGCCUCCAGAUGGAGGAUUUUGCGCUCGGGAUUCGACAAACAAGCGUCCUGCUUCAAGCGAAGGUUGGG
Molecule: messenger RNA, 920 nt
Organism: Vitrella brassicaformis
Lineage: Eukaryota; Vitrellaceae
Source: the annotation of a GenBank genome assembly